This is a messenger RNA of Aspergillus caelatus, 1237 nucleotides long. RefSeq lists its product as uncharacterized. The transcript has a single exon. The coding region runs from base 207 to 629 and encodes 140 amino acids. Gene Ontology annotation, molecular function: oxidoreductase activity. The record is from RefSeq and is a predicted model, not a curated record. NCBI's taxonomy places the organism in Eukaryota, Fungi, Ascomycota, Eurotiomycetes, Eurotiales, Aspergillaceae.
GGAAAAAUACCUCAAUUCUUUAUCGGAAAAGGAUUCACACGUCUCUAUAAAUUCACUUUAAUUUUCAUAUGCAAUAAUUAAGUUCAGGGAGAGAGAGGGAAGAACAAAUUAAGCUUAGCUUAGCCACAGUACCUUCAACUCAGCAUCAUCUACUGCCGUACAUUUCCCCGGUGGUUGGGUUGGGGGAAUCUACUGUGAAGGGCUCCAUGACAGAAAACUCAGGAUUAUCAUUUGAUCCUCACACAUGGGAACGACUGGCGAAAGAAUGUCUCUUAGCAGAUAGUUUCAGAUAUGUCUGGGGCUAUGAGUAUCCGAUUGCGGUCGCACCAGCCUGGGUUCUGCGGAAUGACAGUGUCGGAGUUGAAAUCAGUUUCUCCGAUCCCAUACUUCGAAUAAGUUCGCAGAAAAGGCACGGCAGAAGCUUUGAAGACAUGUCGACUGCAGCGGCUGAUUGGGCCCAUAUCACGUUUCCCGGACUAACCCAUGGUUGGGCAGAUCUACCGUUCUGCCGUCAGCAUUGGGACUGGCCGAUCGCACUGAAGGACAUACAAACCGCUGAGUAUGUGAAACUGGCGGUUCAGCAUGGCAUGCAGGGAGGCGUAGAGUCCAACCAUGGUAGCGGCCAGUAGGGUGGUGGGGUGGGCUCUCUGGACAUGCUCUCGGAGAUUGUGGAAGAGGCGGGAAACGACCCAGAAGUCAUCUUCGACUGUAGAAUGUGCUGUGUUGCUGAUUUGGUAAAGGCCGUAACCUUUCGGGACCGAGAUGCUCCUCAAAAGUUGUCCAUUUGUGUACGGACUUGCUAUCGCUGGAAGAAAUGCUGUUCAUCAUGUACUGCUGAGUACCCUUGCUAACCAGCAGCUUAUGCUCAAUUUGUUCGGGUACAAGUCUGUGAGGCCUGUACAUCUGAGUAGAUCCAUACACUGGCGGGUGGACUAAAUUCACGUAGGCACCGCUGAGAUAAUGGUUAUGCCUUGCCAUCAUCCUGAGAUGUUCAAUCAAGAGCUCUGCUUACCAGCUGGCCAUCUGGUGGAAUACUCUGGCGGCUCAAAUUCAUUGCGAUCUUCUGAGAAUGAUGUCGAACCAUGGCCCCGCAGGUCCCAAGGUGCUCAUGGAAGCUAACAGCUACAAGAUAGUAAAUCAAGGUCGAUAGGCUGAGUCUAUCUAGUGUAUACACUUGUUAUCAGAAUUUGGGAUGCUACAACUAAGGGACAUGAAAUAUUGUUUCUUAAUAAUGCAU